AUGAUUUUUGAACAUAACGAAACUGCUUAUGGUCAAAACUUGAGAGGUUUUAACGCAUUCGUACCUGAUGCUUUUGGUUCGAAUCCUGCUCAAAUGGAACAAUACUAUAACCAGAUCUAUGUAUACGGCCCAGAUCCACGAUUUCCUAUUUCACCUGCUGCCCUUGCCGGUGCCGCUGCAUAUAAGGCCGUGAAAUUACAUGAAGAAAAUUAUCAUCUUUCUGGUCUAAAUCCACGUCAAAAUCAUAAUUAUGCCAUAAAUCUUAUACGUGAAAGUGCUGCUAAUGAAGCUAAUCUAUUAUUACAAAGGUUUCCAUUACCUGGUGUUGAUCCUAUGAUUGUUGUGGUUUCUGCUGAAGCUGGUGCUCACCGAUUAUAUGAUCAUGAAAAUUUUUUAUAA
Cetraspora pellucida is the source of this 399-nucleotide messenger RNA. Lineage: Eukaryota; Fungi; Glomeromycota; Glomeromycetes; Diversisporales; Gigasporaceae. The record is from the annotation of a GenBank genome assembly.